UACCGAUCCUCACCAACUACUAGUCCCGUACAAACACAUGUUUCUGUUCUUUCUUAUAAAUAUUUCUGUCUACAUCUUACCAUUAUCUCUGUAUAUAUUAGCAUAAAUCUACAAUUUUGCCUUAAACUUCCUUCAAUUUCUAGAAUUCUUCUCUCUCUUUAUCUUCCAUUUUCUUCUUCUUUUCUCAUUUAUGCUUACCCUUUGUAUUCCCAAAUCUUCCCUUUUACUUUUCCAAGAUUUCAUCAGCAACCCAUAUAAACCCUUUAUAUCUCACCUCCCCCCUCUCAUUCUCUGCCUGUAAUAUCUCAGAUCAGGGGCAAAAAACCCACAAAAAUCUGUUCUUUGGUUUUUUCGUUUCUGGGUUUUGGUUAAAUUAUGUUGCAGCUGUUCUUUACGGUGGCUUUCUCUGCAGUGCCUUUGACUCUUUAUAUACCACCAGUUAGGAGCUUGAAUCAUUUUGUGGAGACCAUGGAAGAUCUGUACAGGGAGUCUAGAGAAUAUACUAAUAGAGUUUAUCCACGUGCAAGGCACUUUUGGUCUAGGUUCUUGGAUCUCUUGCUCUGCAAUUUGAGGUUAGAUUAAUUAGGAAGGAUCUCUUCAGUAUACAUUCUCUUUUUUCUUCUUCUCUUUGGUUUAAAUUUGAUGGUUGAUUCCUGGGUACCUGUGCCAGGAGUUGUUUGUUUUUCUUGGUUGUGUAAUUUUCUUGUUAUUGCGGGCUUAUAUUUCUGCAGAAAUCUGUGAGCUUUGCCUGGAGAGUGGAGAUGUUAUUGUAUCAAUAAAGGAUAGUAUUUUCUCUCUCUAUAGAAUUCCAUGUGAAAUUA
This is a messenger RNA of Hevea brasiliensis (rubber tree), 821 nucleotides long. RefSeq lists its product as uncharacterized. NCBI's taxonomy places the organism in Eukaryota, Viridiplantae, Streptophyta, Magnoliopsida, Malpighiales, Euphorbiaceae. The coding region runs from base 376 to 582 and encodes 68 amino acids. The record is from RefSeq and is a predicted model, not a curated record. The transcript has a single exon.